Molecule: messenger RNA, 310 nt
Organism: Canariomyces notabilis
Lineage: Eukaryota; Fungi; Ascomycota; Sordariomycetes; Sordariales; Chaetomiaceae
Exons: 1
Coding region: 54-263 (69 amino acids)
Source: RefSeq, a predicted model, not a curated record
CCGUACUCGAACCCCUAGGAUACGGGUACCUACCUAGGCCUACCUAACCUCUAAUGUACGGUGUUCAUACACGUACUUGUAUGUACAUGUACGCUACAGGUGCCAUCUCAUGUUAUUCAGGCCUCGUAUUUGAUCAACCACGAAGCAGCCGAGAGACAUUCAGUCCUGCAUCGGUGCACUGCCUUCUUUUAAAGACCGAUCCAAUCCGAAUCCGGCCUAUGUACCUCCGUAAUCUGAUGGUUAAGAAUCUUCAGAAGAAGUGAUGGCUUUCUGUCUUGCUGGAUGGCACAAAGUUAAAACGAGAGCGAUU